UCUUCCCCUCACAUCUGCCUACCUAGGCAGCAUGGCAGCUUAGGAAUGAUCUUGUCCUGUACUUACAAGUCACAUCAUUUUUUUGAACCUGCCGCCCUCCCACUGGCACCGUCUCCACCUCCGUCAGUGACUGCCCAGCCCUUCCCUCCGCAAGUUCCCUCUUUCCCAGUGCGCCUCCACACGCUAUGUCAAAGCGUGCAGAUAUGUGAAAGUUCGCAUAAACGUACAUGGAUACCUCCAGGAGGCGUUAGUGAUGGAAUCAAUCUUCCCCAAUGAAAUAUGGGAACAGAUUCUAGACCACCUCCCUCUGGAGGAGCUGCUCCCUGCUUCCUGUGUAUGUCGCCAGUGGAGACAUCUAGUGAGAAGAAUAUGUCGUCAGCGGUGCAAGUGUCUGCCGUCCCGUCUGCUGGCCGAGCUGGUCCACGAACACUACACCACACGAUGCCGCCCGCAAGGGAUGGACUCGGAAAUACCUGAUGGGAGGGAGGAACCAGACUGGCUCGAUGUUAGUCGCAUGUUGAUUCAGACUCAGGUGACUUCACGGGCGGAAGCGUGCAGUGUUGUGUCGCAAAUUAAUCAGGUCAUCCUCCUCACCGCCGCUGAAAAGUUCGUGGUGGCGGUGACGAGGAGUGGGGAAGACCAAUCGUGCACGUUGAGCCUGGUGUCUGGAGAGGGGCGCGUCACUUGUCAGUAUCUAGUCCAUGGUAAAGUCAACAAGGUGUGUGUCCUCGAGGAAGGCGGAGAACCCUCAGUGCUUGCCGUCAGUGUCAACAAGGAGUUGCUGGGUCUGCUGGUACAUCCUGACCUGCGCUCCCUCACGGCCCUCACCAUCACUCCAAACCUUGCGGUGGAUUCCAGGAUAUGUUCCGACGGACAAACACUGGUGGUGUCCCAGCUGGAGGAGAAUUACCAUCUCUCCGUGUACCGAGCUACCCUUCUGCCGGGCCGCCUCCAGCUCAACCUGCAGAGUCGCAUUCGGACCACCUCGCCGUCCAUCUGCUGGGACUUGUGGAAUGGAUUUGUGACGACACUGGUGCCCAGUGGCCACAUACGAGCCUACACGCUGUGCGGGGCACUGGUGGCCGAGUCCCCACUGUACAAGGACUUGCGGUACCCCAAUCCCACACUGCUCGCCCGAGGCCUCGUGCUUGCCUCAACCAUUACUUCGCGGACAUUGUUGUCGUACUGGCACAUGGACCGUGACCGCGACUACUGGCUGGUGGGGGAGAGCGUGCUCACCAGCUGGCUCCAGAGAGGGCCACACGCCGUGGGCAAUACAAGUCCUCGCAGAGAAUUAAGGAAAGAUUCUGGCAGCUCUGUAUCCAACGGGUCUCCUUCAUUUUUUGAGGGAGGGAACAGCUGCGUGGUGACGCUGGCGAAGGUGAGGCUCGGGGCCGCCGUGCUGCUCGAAGUCACCAUAGUGCAGUACCAGCGUGGCCUUGUCUUCUGCGGCACAAGUCAGGGUUACUUGUUAGUGUACAAGAUAAUGGAAGACACGUGGAAGAGCGAGGCUGGCCUGAAGUGGGAAGUGCUAGAGGCCUGCAUGCCCUCACUCUGCCUCUCCCUCACUCGCCGUCCCCUGGCUAGGAUCGCCGUUUGCUUCAUCGACGCCGUCAUCAUGGUGACUGUAGGCGACAGAGACGGCAACUGCCACAUGGUCUCCCUCCCCACCUCCGCCCCUCAAACAUCUGUUUGCUAGAAGCUGCCAGAAUCAGAUCCUUGGCUGUGAAGGGUCCCCAGGAUCCGCCCCAACCCCCUCCUUGCAAUAGCAAUCUUGUUUUCCCUUUGAGACUUUUUUAUAGCGUUGACUCAACUCAGAGGUUUGCAAAGGAAGCACAUGGCAACUUUGCAGUCAACAUCAUCGACUUUUAUCAAUUUGUUACUUAUAGGGAAUAUUUUGUUUUAUGAAGCAUCAUAAAUAAAAUAAUUUAUUGUU
Messenger RNA from Portunus trituberculatus (swimming crab), 1936 nucleotides. RefSeq lists its product as uncharacterized. Gene Ontology annotation, molecular function: protein binding. The transcript has 10 exons. The record is from RefSeq and is a predicted model, not a curated record. NCBI's taxonomy places the organism in Eukaryota, Metazoa, Arthropoda, Malacostraca, Decapoda, Portunidae. The coding region runs from base 254 to 1699 and encodes 481 amino acids.